GUAAGUGUCCAGCAGUUGCCGACAGAGGCCUCCCCAGGGAGAGGUGCUCCGGUGACCUGCUUUGCACAAGAACGAUCCCUAACCCUCCCCUCCGAGCAGCAUUUGCUGAAAAUAGACCCUUGUGGCACGAUUUUCCUAAGAAUCUGGCGGGGGGGGCGAGGGGGAGAGAAGAGAGAACGGAGAUGGCUACUUUCUAGCCAGUUGGCAGGGAGGACAGAGCGCAUGCGUGGAGGGCCCGUGCUGCCCGGAGAGGCCUUCUUGGGGCACUUCUGCCUGGAGUGGCCAGCGAGGGUGCUGACCAUGAGACUCUAAACUCAGCCCUUGGCCACCCUGGAGGCACCACUAUGCCUGGUCCCCAGCCCCCCAGAGCACCGCAGGGGGAAAGCCGCGACAGCGUCCCUGCCACCAUGGGCAUGCUCAAGAGCCUGGCCCAGAGCUGUACCUCAGCACAGACUGCUGGAUGGAGGAAGAUUUUUUGCAAGCCAUGGACAAUCACCAGGAGAAGCCAGGAGUCCGCAGAGACCCUGCCCUGCGAGCAUGCCAUGCCUGGCCUCCAGAGCCCUGUGGUGUUGACCCCAGGCCCCAAGACCACCAGGAGGCGCCUCCUGCUCUUCAGGAACUGGCUGGUCACCACCAAGCAGAGGUCUACCAAGAGCUUCAGAUCCAAAGAGAAGCUGCCUCUCUCUGACUUGCAGGCAGCGUCCUGGGACAGAGAGGAACUGCUGGAUGAUGCCUGUGAUCUCAUUCCCAGUCGAGGAAAUUCUCCCUUCCUCCCCGUGGCCUUGGACCCUUGUGUCACAGAGUUUCACGCACCCGAGAUAAAAGCACUCUGGCCAGAGACCCUCCGAGGACAGAGCCAAGGUCCCUCAGAAGUGAAAUCCGUCCCUAAAAAGCCAGCCCAGAUACCAAUGAGGUUGAGAAGCAACUUCGAUGCGUCAAAAACACUAAGUGCCAGUAACAUGGAGACAUUAAUUGAAUGUCAGUCAGAGGGUGACAUCAAGGAACAUCCCCUGUUGUUGGCAUCAUGUGCGAGUGAAGACAGCAUUUGCCAGCUAAUUGAAGUUAAGAAGAGAAAGAAAGUUCUGUCCUGGCCCUUCCUCAUAAGAAGACUGUCCCCUUCGUCAGAUUUCUCUGGGACUUUGGAGCCAGACUUGAAAGUGUCACUGUUUGAUCAACCCUUGUCAAUUAUCUGCCAAGAGAACGGCGCCCUGCCCAGACCCAUUCAGGAUAUUCUCGCUAUCCUCUGCCUUAAAGGCCCCUCGACUGAAGGAAUAUUCAGGAAAGCAGCCAGUGAGAAAGCCCGCAAGGAGCUGAAGGAGGCGCUCAACUGCGGGGGAACCGUGGACCUGGAAGGGCUGCCCGUACACCUGCUGGCCGUGGUCUUCAAGGACUUCCUCCGGAGCAUUCCCCUGAAGCUGCUGUCCUGUGACCUCUUUGAGGAGUGGAUGGGUGCCCUGGAGAAGCAGAACGAGGAGGACAGAAUUGAGGCCCUCAAGCAGGUUGCAGAUCAGCUCCCCCGACCCAACCUCCUGCUGCUCAGGCACCUGGUCUACGUGUUGCACCUGAUCAGCAAAAACUCCGAGGUUAACAAGAUGGACUCCAGCAACCUGGCUAUCUGCAUCGGCCCCAACAUGCUCACCCUGGAGAAUGACCACAACUUAUCACUGGAGGCCCAGAGAGACUUGAACAAUAAGGUAAAGACAUUGGUGGAAUUCCUCAUUGACAACUGCUUUGAGAUAUUCGGGGAGAACAUUCCAGCUCAUUCCAGCAUCACUUCUGAUGACUCUCUGGAACACACCGACAGUUCAGACAUGUCGACCCUGCAGAACGACUCAGCCUACGACAGCUAUGAUCCUGACUUUGAACCCACCAGUGCCAUCCACAAUCCCAGCAGGCAGCCCCAGGUUCACACAGCCAUGGCUGCCGGUCUGGACAGCAGAGGGCCCCAGGACACCUAUGAGUUAAGCCCAGAGCCCAUUGUGAGCACAGUAGCCAGACUGAAACGCUCCAUCAACCAGGCAGACAGGAGGUUCUCAGAACCCAGCAUGCCACCCUCACAAGAGUGCCUUGAGAGCCGGAUGACAAACCAAAAACUAACCAAAAGUGAGGAUGACUUCACCGCGCCCCAGGCCAGCCCUCAUUUGGAAAGCGAGGACACGGAAGACCCAUUUCCAGAGGAGGUCUUCCCUGCAGUAGAAGGCAGAGCCAAGAGACCAGUGGACCUGAUGAUCAAGAACUCAACCCAGAGUUUGCCUUUGCUGCAGGGAGCAGGACCCAAAGCCUUCUCCAGCGGCUCCCUGGGUGGGUCCUCUGACAAUUCACCAUCAGCUUCUCCUUCCUGUCCCCAAAAAAAUUUCUUCACCAGACACCUUUCUUUCACCAUGAAGACGGAGAAAAGCAAGCCCAGCAGAGAGAUCAAAAAGCACUCCCUGUCAUUUUCCUUUGCCUCUCACAAAAAAGUGCUGCCCAAGACCCCGAGCGGUGAGACUGGGAAACCCAAAGACUUCACCAGAGACCAAGUCAAGAAGGGCGUGAGAAAAGAAAGUCAGCUUGCUGGAAGGAUCGUCCAGGAGGGCAGGCCUGACGUCUACAGCCAAGCAGCUGCAGGCUGCGGCUUGCCACCUAGGGCCCCCUCAGUCAAUGACGUGUUCCAGAUGGUUGACCAGAGGAGCCCAGGAAGCCCGCCAUCUUAUGAAGAGGCCAUUCAGUGCCAGGCGUCUGGACUCUUAGCCUAUGGCAGCCAGACCGUGGGAAGUAUGCGGGCGAGAAUGCUGAGCCAGGACUCCAUGCCGCCGCCUCUUCUGCCUUCUCACCAUGGAGGAGGCUCCAGGAUUGUCUGCCAUGAAGAAGCACUUAGUGGACGCAGCCUGUCUUCCAUGACUGAGUGUUGGGAACAGGGUGGGACUGCGAGUCCCUCUGGGGAAACUCCAGGGCCUGGAACCACACCGGGGAGGCCUGAGCUUCCCAGGCUCAGGACUGUGUCCGAGUUUAUGCAGAAGGACAAGCGGGACUAUCUCCGGCGACGAUGCAGCCAGCCCAUCUUUGAGGCUGACCAACUCCAAUAUGCUAGAGAAUCCUACAUUUAGGAAGGAAGGCCAUCGGCCAUGACUCGCUGGUGGCAUCUCUGUAAAUAUGUAACUACAGAAAGAACUGCUUGUAGAUUGUCUUCAAAAAAGUCAUGAAUAAGCUCUUUCAGAAAGUUGUGUAGAGCCCUGCAGGAGGACAGCGUCACGGUGGCACUUCAGAGAGUUUCUGUGCAUACCUGGAUUUGUGCAAUAUGUAGCAAAUGUAUUAUAGACAGGUGUUAGGUACAAGGACUGUACCUACCCAAUGCCUGAAUGCAUUUAUUUGUGUAUUUGUGGUACGUUGCUAUUCUUUGCCCCCCGCCCCCCGGGGCAUAUUUUUGUGGGUUAGUGUUUUAAAAUCAUCUUUGCUUUUUUUAAUGUUUCCUCAAAUGUCAUGCCAAUUUCACAAUUUCCACCAAUUCCAUCUAGGGAAAAAUGUUUGACUCGUCAGUGUAUAUUUACUAAGGAGGUUUGUUUGUUAACUAACCACAGCAGAAGACAGAAAUGGAGUCCAGCGUUCAGAGUUGUCAAAAAACAUUAGAAAAAAGACCAUAAAGAAAAUUACGAAAAUACUUAAGUAAGUCCUUUUAAGGACUAUCUAAUUAAAUUAGGAUAGAUUAGUGGAAACACAUUACAUCAAUAUUAACUCACUUAGAGCACUUUGAGUUUUCUUUGUAGUUCAAUGGUGUCAUGCAACAGUUUGGAGGUAAAUUAUUUUAUAUACAAAACUUCAAUGUAAUUUCACUACAAUAAAUUACCUUUCUUAUUUGCAA
Molecule: messenger RNA, 3838 nt
Organism: Ictidomys tridecemlineatus (thirteen-lined ground squirrel)
Lineage: Eukaryota; Metazoa; Chordata; Mammalia; Rodentia; Sciuridae
Source: RefSeq, a predicted model, not a curated record